Messenger RNA from Closterium sp. Naga37s-1, 2838 nucleotides. The record is from the annotation of a GenBank genome assembly. NCBI's taxonomy places the organism in Eukaryota, Viridiplantae, Streptophyta, Zygnematophyceae, Desmidiales, Closteriaceae.
AUGGCGGAGGAUCAGGUCUGGCGUGGGGUGGGAUGGGGAAUUGAGAGAUUGCGACACAGGGAGAAUCAGCAGAGACAGGCGGGAGGACGGGUGGAGGAGGAACUAGAGAGUGCGGCAAGUGCACUCCCUAUGCAGAGGCGUCAUCCACGUGCUGCAGAGAAUCCUGCCGUGGCGCAGGCAGAGGAACUAGAGGAUGGAGAAUGGGUGGCUGUGGAGACGCAACUGCGUGGACUGGAGAAUGCGGGGCCCCAGGUUUUCGAGGAGACGGAGCGAGGAUUUGAGGAGGCUGGCGACCGCAUCGCGGCUGGCGGCAGGGUGCCUACCACAGCAGAGUUAAUGCGGCGUCUGACGUUGGUGGCAAGAUCCGUGGCCAGGACUUCGUCGGAACAACGUGUUCGUUUCAGCGACUGCAUGGCAGAGAUUCGCGAGUUUGGUUUGCAGAUGCAGGGUUGGGACACGCGGUACUUGCAGGACUACGAUGAUCUAACGUACGAAUACCACGAGCUCAAGGCUGAGGACGAGGAGGAGCGGAAGAGGGAGGAGGCGAGGAAGGUGGAACGCGAAAAGGAGGAGAAGCGGCAUAAGGACGAGGAGGAGCGGAAGAGGGAGGAGGCGAGGAAGGCGGAACGCGAAAAGGAGGAGAAGCGGCAGAGGGACGAGGAGGAGCGGAAGAGGGAGGAGGCGAGGAAGGCGGAACGCGAAAAGGAGGCGAAGCGGCAGAAGGACGAGGAGGAGCGGAAGAGGGAGGAGGCGAGAAAGGCGGAACGCGAAAAGGAGGAGAAGCGGCAGAAGGACGAAAAGGAGCGGAAGAGGGAGGAGGCCUUGAAGGCGGAACGCGAAAAGGAAGAGAAGUGGCGGAACGCGAAAAGGAGGAGAAGCGGCAGAAGGACGAGGAGGAGCGGAAGAGGGAGGAGGCGAGGAAGGCGGAACGCGAAAAGGGGAGAAGCGGCAGAAGGACGAGGAGGAGCGGAAGAGGGAGGAGGCGAGGAAGGCGGAACGCGAAUAGGAGGAGAAGCGGCAGAGGGACGAGGAGGAGCGGAAGAGGGAGGAGGCGAGGAAGGCGGAACGCGAAAAGGAGGAGAAGCGGCAGAGGGACGAGGAGGAGCGGAAGAGGGAGGAGGCGAGGAAGGCGGAACGCGAAAAGGAGGCGAAGCGGCAGAAGGACGAGGAGGAGCGGAAGAGGGAGGAGGCGAGGAAGGCGGAACGCGAAAAGGAGGAGAAGCGGAGAAGCGGCAGAAGGACGAGGAGGAGCGGAAGAGGGAGGAGGCGAGGAAGGCGGAACGCGAAAAGGAGGAGAAGCGGCAGAAGGACGAGGAGGAGCGGAAGAGGGAGGAGGCGAGGAAGGCGGAACGCGAACAGGAGGAGAAGCGGCAGAAGGACGAGGAGGAGCGGAAGAGGGAGGAGGCGAGGAAGGCGGAACGCGAACAGGAGGAGAAGCGGCAGAAGGACGAGGAGGAGCGGAAGAGGGAGGAGGCGAGGAAGGCGGAACGCGAACAGGAGGAGAAGCGGCAGAAGGACGAGGAGGAGCGGAAGAGGGAGGAGGCGAGGAAGGCGGAACGCGAACAGGAGGAGAAGCGGCAGAAGGACGAGGAGGAGCGGAAGAGGGAGGAGGCGAGGAAGGCGGAACGCGAACAGGAGGAGAAGCGGCAGAAGGACGAGGAGGAGCGGAAGAGGGAGGAGGCGAGGAAGGCGGAACGCGAAAAGGAGGAGAAGCGGCAGAAGGACGAGGAGGAGCGGAAGAGGGAGGAGGCGAGGAAGGCGGAACGCGAAAAGGAGGAGAAGCGGCAGAAGGACGAGGAGGAGCGGAAGAGGGAGGAGGCGAGGAAGGCAGAACGCGAAAAGGAGGAGAAGCGGCAGAGGGAGGAGCACGCGAAGGCGAUGGAAAGGAGGCGGCAACAGAGGGAGGUGGAGCUAGAAGCGAAGCGUGAGCAGAUUGCGAAGGUCGCUGAAACAAAGCGGUUGGAGGCAGCAAAGCGAAAAAGAGACCUCGAAAUAGAGCGUCAGAAAGCCCUGGAGGAGAUCGAGCGUAUUGCACGGUUGGAGGAAGCCACAAAGGAGGAAGAGAAGAGGCAACAAAUGGAGUUAGAGGCAGAAACACAGAAAAUGGAAAACGAGAGGCGACGGAUUGCGGAAGAGGAUGAGGAAGGGGCAGCGGAGCAACGGCAGGGAGGAGAGGCGGAAGGAGAAGGGUGCGUCGGGAUUCAUAAGGUGCUUUCGCUCGUUCCCGAAGAUCCACUGCAAGUAGUUUACAUGGAGGAGGAGGGGGAGGGUUCAGAACAUCUGACAGGUUAUGGAGUUUUAGAGACUCAACCGCCAUCGAAAAGGCCUCGCAUUGACCAGACGGGAAUGAACUUCGGCGCGGCUGAGGGGUCUUUGGGGGCGGCUGAGUCAGAGGAAUGUGUCGGUGAAAAUGUGUCGGGAAAUCAGAAUGUUCAACCAACGUUGGGAGAGGCGACGGGGGAGGUGGCACAGCGAAGAACGGACGUGCUACCAGACGAGCUAGGGAAGCGGUGGGGGGAAACAAAGCAUUUCAGAUCGAGUGGGCUUACCACACGCGAAAAGAAGAACAAGGGGGAAGUGGUGUACGUGCGCUACAACUCGGAGCAAACCGUCGGAGGUGUGAAGAGGAACAUGGGUAGCUUCAAGGAGAGGAAACUACGCGAUUUCACAGUGGCCGUCUGUUGGAUGACCUACUUCCCCGACACCGACAUGGUCCAUUACGGCUUGGAUCCUGCCGAGCUUGGCUUGUGGGCGGUCCACCUCGAUUUCGCGCGUGAACUGCCGACGGGUGUCUGGACUGUUAUGAACGAAUUGAACCUCGACAAGUUCGAGAAGUGA